AUUGCUUUCUCUCUUACUCUUUCUCACUCUAAAACUCAAUUUCUCUCUCUCUCUCUCAAAAUAUCUACCAACACAAUACAUUACCCCCCUCCCCCCACAUUAAUACUCAAUUGAGACAAAGAAUCUCACAAAAACAACCAACAGUACCAUCUUCUUCUUCAUCAUCAUUCAUAGAACAACAAAUAUAAAAAAAGAAAAAAAUGAAAAAAAAACUAUGAAGAAGCCGAUAAUCUUUUCCAUCAGUUGUCUUUAACCUUUUUUUGGCCCCUUGCUCAAUCUCAAUCUUUCUGUCUCUCUCUCUCUCUCUUUCUCAUCCAAAAACAAAAACACAACCCUAAGAAGAGCUAAGAUUAAAUUAAUAUAUUAAAAGCUCCUCCACAUCAUCGUCAACAUCAUCAAAAAUCAUGAGCAGCCUGGAAGAGUCUUUGAGAUCUCUAUCGCUGGACUAUCUGAACCUGCUGAUCAAUGGGCAGGCCUUCAGCGACGUGACCUUCAGUGUGGAAGGCCGUCUAGUCCACGCCCACAGAUGCAUCCUGGCGGCACGGAGCCUCUUCUUCAGGAAAUUCUUCUGUGGACCCGACCCGCCAUCGGGGCUGGACCCCGUAUCCGGUUCGAGGAUGACGAAUUCGGGUACGUCGACGUCUAGACCGGGGAACACGCAGGUGAUACCGGUGAACUCGGUGGGAUACGAGGUAUUUCUGCUGCUGCUGCAGUUUUUGUACAGUGGGCAAGUGUCCAUAGUACCGCAGAAGCAUGAGCCCAGGCCUAAUUGUGGUGAGAGAGGCUGUUGGCACACGCAUUGCACUUCAGCCGUUGAUCUUGCUCUUGAUACUCUUGCUGCCGCUAGAUCUUUUGGUGUUGAACAGCUCGCAUUGCUCACUCAGCAGUUGGCAAGCAUGGUCGAAAAGGCCUCAAUUGAGGAUGUAAUGAAAGUUCUACUAGCAUCCAGAAAGCAAGACAUGCACCAACUUUGGACCACCUGUUCUCACCUCGUUGCCAAAUCUGGACUCCCACCAGAAGUCCUAGCCAAGCACCUUCCCAUCGAUGUCGUGGCGAAGAUCGAAGAGCUCCGUCUCAAAUCCUCCCUGGCCCGCCGUUCCCUGAUGCCUCAUCACCACCACCACCACCACCACCACGAUCUCGGCGCCGCGGCGGAUCUGGAAGACCAGAAGAUUAGGCGAAUGAGGAGGGCAUUGGAUUCGUCCGAUGUGGAACUGGUGAAGCUAAUGGUAAUGGGAGAAGGGCUGAAUCUGGAUGAAGCGUUGGCAUUGCAUUACGCAGUGGAGAAUUGCAGCAGAGAAGUGGUGAAAGCAUUGCUAGAGCUUGGAGCAGCUGAUGUGAAUUACCCGGCUGGGCCAGCAGGCAAAACCCCACUUCACAUUGCGGCAGAAAUGGUGUCCCCCGACAUGGUAGCAGUACUCCUCGACCACCAUGCCGAUCCAAAUGUUCGAACAGUCGAUGGGGUCACACCUCUAGACGUACUUCGAACCCUAACAUCGGAUUUCUUGUUCAAAGGGGCUGUCCCGGGUCUCACGCAUAUCGAGCCAAACAAACUUAGGCUCUGCUUGGAGCUCGUGCAAUCCGCUGCUCUUGUACUUUCGAGGGAAGAAGGCAAUGCCAAUGCUCCUUCAUCGACUACAAUUUAUCCCCCCAUGAGCGAUGAUCAUAGCAGUAGCAGCAAUAGCAGCAAUAUUGCCAAUCUGAAUCUGGAUUCCAGGUUGGUUUAUCUGAAUCUUGGUGCUUCUGCGGCUUCCGCUCAAAUGGGAUCGAGAAUGGAUGGGGAUGAUGAUCAUAGCAGCCACAAUAGCCACAGAGAAGCCAUGAAUCGGCAUGGGUCAGGCGGUUGUGACCCAACAAUGUACCACCAUUCUCAUGACUAUUGAUUAGCUAAAAAUCUUUCAUAUUAUUAUUUUCUCUUUCUCUCUCAUUCUCUCUCUCUCUCUAUAUAUAUAUUUAUAUUCAUAAAUAUAUAUAUUCUCUUGGAUUGAGAAGGACGGAGCAAAAAGUUCAUGGAAAUUUAAUCUCCCACGGAGAUUAUUGGAUUAUAUAGUUUCUUGUCGGUCUUUUCACUUGAUUUUGUUUUGCUUUUAUAUAUACAUAUAUAUAUAUAUAUAACAUAUAUAUAUAUAUAUUUUAUCUC
This is a messenger RNA of Ziziphus jujuba (common jujube), 2140 nucleotides long. Its product is annotated as BTB/POZ domain and ankyrin repeat-containing protein NOOT2. Gene Ontology annotation, molecular function: protein binding. NCBI's taxonomy places the organism in Eukaryota, Viridiplantae, Streptophyta, Magnoliopsida, Rosales, Rhamnaceae. Gene Ontology annotation, biological process: plant organ development. The transcript is spliced from 2 exons. The record is from RefSeq and is a predicted model, not a curated record. Bases 405 to 1883 code for a protein of 492 amino acids.